This is a messenger RNA of Dovyalis caffra, 2571 nucleotides long. The record is from the annotation of a GenBank genome assembly. Lineage: Eukaryota; Viridiplantae; Streptophyta; Magnoliopsida; Malpighiales; Salicaceae.
AUGGAGGCGACGGCCGGAGUAUCGGCAGCCUCACGAGGUGGUUCGUUGUCAAGGAAGGAGUGGCGAGCGGUUACGGAGCAGCAGCAGCAUCGAAACGGUGGCGGUGGUGGAAAUGAGAACUUGGAACAGCCAAAAAUCGGGCAAUCAGAUGAGAGAACAAUAUAUGAGCAUGGAAGAGAGCCUGUUGAUGUGGACUUCUGUUCGAUCACGGUGGAUGGGGGUUUAGACGAUGAUAUUUUGCAGCAGAGAAUUCACAGCGUUGCUAGACAAAGAGAAGAGUUGCAACAGAUGGAGACUGAGCUCAGAGCUCAAGUGAUUGUGAGGUCUGAGAUCAUGGAAAUGCAGAACAGCUUCCAUGCUCAAAUCAAAGAACAUCAAGAUGCAGCUGCAGAGCUUGAGGAACAACUGCAUGAAAGGGGACAGGCCAUACAUGACUUGGAAAGGAGAAUGGAAGAAAAGGAUAGAGAACUGCAUGCUAUUAAAUUAGAUAAUGAAGCGGCCUGGGCUAAAGAGGACCUUCUCAGGGAACAAAAUAAUGAACUGGCGACAUUCAGAAGAGAGCGUGAUCAUUCUGAAGCUGAAAGAGCACAACAUAUACAGCAAUUGCGGGACCUUCAAGAACACAUCCAAGACAAGGAAAGACAGAUUCUAGAGUUGCAGGAACAGCAUAGGGCUGAUCAGGAGACCAUUUAUUUGAAGGAUGAACAGUUGAAAGUUUGGAUUGCACGUGUUCAGGAGAUGGAUGCCUUGCAAUCUAAUGCCAACCAUUCCUUACAAGCUGAAUUGAGAGAACGCACAGAACAGUAUAAUCAGCUUUGGCUUGGUUGUCAAAGACAGUUUGCAGAGAUGGAGAGAAUUCAUUUGCAUACCAUACAACAGCUUCAGUUUGAGCUAGCUGAUGCCAGAGAAAGGAGUGGAUCCUACACAGAUGAGUCACACCUAUCUCAAUCAAAUUCGAAGGACAUGUCGAACUUUAGUCAGAACAAUGGCAACCAGGUAGAUGUAAACGGAACUGCUGCAUCCAAUGCUAAUAAUGGAGCAUUGUCAAAUGGGAAUGCAGAUAAUGCUUCGUCUUUUGCGUCAACUGGAAAUGUACCAAAUCAGACCAACCAUGUUGCUGGGCUUCCAAUGGCUCCAACGUCCUUACUCGGGAUGCCGACCUAUCUUCCACCUGGGCAGGUGACUGCACUGCACCCAUUCAUUCUGCAUCAACAGGGGAUUCCCCAUUCUAUGACACCACAUGCUCCCCAAUCUCAUGUUGGACAUUUUCACUCAAUACCAGCAAUGUCAUCCCUCCCACAGUGGCAGAAUCAACAGGCUGUAACAGAGAGUGGACAAUUAUCUACACAGAAUCAACUUGCAUCAUCUCAUACUGAUCAUAACCUUAUGAGGUCAGAUGUAAAGUAUGACUAUGAAAGGUCUGUUAAUGGCCAUGACUUUCAUCCAGACUACCUUGAUGUUCAUAUCAGCCAAGGAGCAGAGCCUGAUUCUGUAAUUUCAUCAUCCACAGGGGAAUCGCAGGUUCUUGAGUCGAUUGAUAGAAGUUACUUGGUUACUCCGCAAACUGAGCAGAGCUUGCAAGAGAUUUCUUCUCAAUUUAGCGAAGCCUUGAGAUUGAAUCAUCUUGAACAGAAUACUGAAAUGAAGGAUCAAAAUGUUAUGAACUUUAAUAACCAGGGACUAGAGGGCCAAGCUUUGACAGAAGAGCAGGCGAGUUCUGCUGCCAGUGCAUCAUUAUCUGAAACCUCCGUGCAUUCAGUUAAUGUCAGUGAAACCACAAUCAACAACAGCACUGGUGCUGUUUCUUCUAAAACAUUUAUCUCAUCCGAGCAGACAGAUAUGUUUACGGGAGAAAAAACUUCUGAGACUCCUCUCCUUGAUGAAAGAUCUCUGUUGGCUUGCAUAGUUCGCACUAUUCCAGCUGGUGGUAGAAUUCGGAUCACUUCAACGCUACCAAAUAGACUUGGCAAGAUGCUUUCACCUUUGCAUUGGCACGAUUACAAGAAAAAAUAUGGGAAGCUGGAUGAUUUUGUGGGUGGUCACCCAGAAUUGUUUUUUAUCAAGGGCGACUACAUCCAGCUUCGGGAAGGAGCUCAAGAAAUGAUAGCUGCCACAGCAGCUAUUGCUAAAGUUGCUGCUGCUGCGGCAGCAUCAUCUCCUUACUCGUCAUUUUUGCCUUCUGUGGCUGUUACUCCUAUGGCACAAUCUCACCGAAUUAAGAAGGUUCCAUCAAUUGAGUCCAAAUUUUCUAAUGGUGCUGAUUUUGGGGUUGCUGGAGGCACCUCAAAUGUUAAAAUUUUGAGCAAAUUGAAAGAUUCUCAAGAACUAAAUGGGCCAGAUUUCGGUAGAUCAAGCAUAAGCAGUACUCAAACCAAGGGCUCAAUUCAUGCGAUGACUAACUCAAUUUAUUCUGGAAAACAACAGAACAGGAGGCAACGCCCAAUGCAUAAACUAACUCAUGGAGUUAAUUGGUGUGCAGGUCGGGCAUAUAUGGGAGGAUUUGCGGUAGCUCUUGCUGAAACUGCCAGCCAUUGUUUGCUUCUUAUAGAAUCCACCAUUGGACUUAGCUGA